Molecule: messenger RNA, 4105 nt
Organism: Malus domestica (apple)
Lineage: Eukaryota; Viridiplantae; Streptophyta; Magnoliopsida; Rosales; Rosaceae
Source: RefSeq, a predicted model, not a curated record
AUACAACCACAAACCCUCUUGUGUGUGUGUGUGUGUGUGUAUGCCUGCCUUCCCUAGAGAGAGCCAAAGGACAAGUUAUUCUUUUGUGCUGUGUGAGAAAACCCAAAAGAUAAGAAAAAAUAAAAAGACAUUUCUUCUUGGGUCUGCAGAACUUAAUCCGUCUGCUCUGGCCAGCGCACUAGUAUUCUUUGAUAGAUAGUAGUCAUCCUCCUUACUCCUUACAACUCCUUGGAAGGUGGGGCUGCUGUGGGUGAUUGUUGAGUGUUGGGUCCCUCCCUUCCCAUAUGUCUCUUUUGUUCCUUUUGGUUUUGCAGUCGAAUAUUGUCUCCCUUGUUCUGUGAAACCCAAAAAUUUCAUUUAUUUUUAUAUAUUCCAUAGAAAUGGAAGUUUCAAAGGUGUGAGCUGGUGGGUUUGUGAAGCAAUAGGGGAAGGAGGUGGAAGUGAAGAUGUCUGCAAAGAUUCUGCAUUCUCUAAAGGAUGAGAACCGGGAUCUCCAUAAGCAAAUUGGGUGCAUGAGUGGAAUUUUUCAGCUCUUUGAUCGCCACCAUUUCCUCGCCGGCAGGCGUAUCAAUGGCCAGAACCACAAGAGACUCUCUCCAGGUGAGAAUUGCAACCACGCAGUAGAACCAAGAACAGUGCAGAAGGCUACCGAAAAAAUUCGAAAAAAGGCGGUGAAAGAGAAACAACGAAACUCCACAGAAUCAUCGAAAACCACUGUUGCUUCUUCUUCGUGUUCAUCUAGCUUUUCGUCUCUUGAACAUCAAAAGGCAGCUGAGCAAGAACCAUCUUUGUCCGGCCAAACCAUUUCCAACGACAAACACGCUCGGGACCUAUCUCUGAACCAACCAAAUGUUUUGAUGCACAUACGCCGGAGAUCUGUUGAUCUGCAAGAUCUUGUCAAAGACUCAAUGUACAGAGAAGCCCGUGGCAUUUCAGUUAAACCUGCAUCUAAAGAUGGAGCCGGUCAUGCAUUGAAGUACAUAGACUCCCCGAGGCCUUCACCAAUAAAAUCCACCAAGACCAGGUUUUCUGGUGGUAACGAGUCAUUUCAAGUUCCUGGAAAGCUUCGGGUCGCACCUUGGAGUUCAAAUGAAGAGAAGGAUGGUGGUACACGUUUUGUACCAAAAGAUGCUCGGAGGUUCUCUUAUGAUGGAAGAGAGUCACGCGAUGCAUCAAAAUCCACCGUAAAACUCAAAGAAGUCCCAAGGCUUUCUUUGGACAGCAAAGAACGUUCCAUAAGGAGGGGUUGUAGCCCAGAAACAAAAGCAAAUUACUUCAUCAAGGAUCUGCAGAGAGAAUAUGGGAACAGCAACAAAAUGCUUGACCUGCAGCAUGAACCUGGAAGCGCUAAAAGACCGUCUAAUGUAGUUGCAAAGUUGAUGGGACUGGAUCUAUCAGAUUCCGUGUCAACCACUGAUAGUCCAUUAAGGCUGAUUAAUACUGGCACAUCUGAUAGAUCUGAUCCCUUCUCAAGAUCAUCAAGAGCAACCACUGAAAACAAGCAAGAUAUUUUUUCCGGAAUACUCCUUGCGAAUGCCAAGAAAGACUUCAGCUCACCCCAGAGGAGAAGUACUGAUUCAGUCAUGAAGCCCACCUCGAAUUCCAAGUUUCCAAUAGAAACAGCUCCUUGGAGGCAGCCGCACAGAAGCAAAGGUUCUCAACGAUCAGCUUUCAAGCAUCAAGAAGAACCGACAAAAGCUCCAAACUCAUCAUCUUCAGUAUAUGGUGAAAUGGAGAAAAGGCUAGCAGAUCUUGAGUUUAAAAAAUCAGGAAAGGAUCUCAGAGCUCUUAAACAAAUACUUGAAGCGAUGCAGAAGACGAAAGGAAUGACAGAUACAAGAAAGGAUCACGCCUUAAAUUUUGCAUCUCCAAUAAGCAACGAAAGCAUUUCCUCUGACAGCACAGUAAAAGCAAGCCAGAGAAAUCUACAAAGUAACAUAUCAGUUCCUGCCACGGCCAAGGGUUCCCAAUCUCCAAAGAGCUAUAAAUCACCCAUCGUCAUAAUGAAACCAGCUAAACUCAUUGAUAAAAUCCACAGCUCUGCUACCAUGGUGGAUUCCAUGAAUGACACGUUAGGUCUUCGGAAGCUUCGGACUAGUGACCCUGGUGAUAACAGAAAGGGAUUGGUCGACAAUAAUACAGCCAAAGAUCCGACACCAAGGAACAGUCAUGUCAGAGAUCCUUUCAAUCGACACCUUCAUUCCAUUGAUGAUAAUUCUAACGCAAGAACUUUGAAAUCUGCACAAAAACCAAAGGCAUCGCAAACUAUGAGUGAAGAACAAGUCAUCAGCUCAAGUAGGAGUUCAAAAAUCACUAGCCCGAAAAUGCAACAGAGAAGACUUGGAUUGGAAAAGCAAUCUCCUCCAAGCACGCCAUCAUUGAAUUCAAGCAUGACCAGAAGACAACACACUAGGCAGUCAUUAGAAGCAACCACCCCAGGUAGAAAACUUGGGCAUAAGACACCCAGUUUGCAUCAAAGUAAUGCGCAACUGAGGGAGACUAGCACCAAGAUGAGAGGGAUGAGUCAUCACGAUGAUUCCACUUCACAGCAAUCUGGAAGCACCAUCAGCUUGACCUCGCACACAGACACAGCCACAAGCGUUCACGAAUCAGAUAGGAUCACAGGCACGCAUUUCCAGCAGCAUAACCAAAAAAUAAAGGUAAGGGUGUCCCACUUCUCAUUCAUUCCUGUAAGUUAUUUCUUAUCUGGGUUGACAGAUGUUCUGUUUUCUUUCCCACAGCACCCAGCAGUGGGGUUGAUUGAUGAUAGGUCAACGGCAGAAACUAGGAAAGCUUCCUCUGAACAACCAAGCCCUGUCUCUGUUCUUGAUUCUACAUUCUAUCGGGAUGACUCACCAUCUCCAGUGAAGAAGAUAUCAAAUGCCUUCAAAGACGAUGAAGCACAAAUUUUGGAUAUAGUAGGGUAUGACCCAAUGAACCAAUCUCUGUUAUCCAACAACACAAUGCCCAGUCCUGGGGCAGAAAUUGAUCAUAAAAGAUUAGAGAACCUGAUUCAGAAUCAUCGAUGCAUGAGCAGGACACACGAGGACCCCAUCACUGGUCCCCUCUGUGACAGUACAAAUCCAGACCACAUGUACAUUUCAGAAAUAUUGCUGGCAUCAGGUAUUCUGGAAUAUCUCGAAUCUCCCUGGACAACCAGUGAGCUCCACACAUCAGACCACCUGAUCAACCCUAAUUUGUUCCUUGCACUGGAAGAUAUCAGAACAAAUACAAUGCCUUCUGAUCUCCAGCCCAAACCUGAUGAGAAACUUCAAAGAAAACUAGUAUUUGAGGUCAUUAAUGAAUUCCUUGUUCAAAAACUAGUGGUGGAAGAUUCUUUGAAGCAGUGGUUCCCACCACACAAGCUGGCAGAUUGGGAACCAAGAAGCCAGCAGCUUCUGAAAGAAUUGUGUUCAGAGGUUGAUCAGCUACAAAGAAAGAACUUGAAUGGCAGCCUGGAUGACGAGGAUGAAAGUUUGAGAAACAUCUUGUUGGAAGAUUUCACGGAUCAAGCAAAGAAUUGGACAGAGUGUGACAGUGAAAUUCCAGGUGUAGUGUUGGAUGUUGAGCGAUUGAUCUUUAAAGAUUUGAUAAAUGAAAUUGUGAAUGGUGAUUCAAUUAGCCUGCAUGGUUGGUCUGGUGGGCAUUGCAGGCAACUGUUUUCUGGGAAGGGGCUGUGCUAACAUUGAUUUCAAAAACUCAAACUGGCCGCUUGGAUGACGAGGAAGGUAGUUUGUGAAGCAUCAUUUCUGAAGUUUUGAGCGGUGGUGACGUAGCUGGUUUGCAUAAUUAGUCUGGUAGGUAUUGCAGGCUUGCCAAGGAGCAGUUGAUAACAUUGAUUUUUUUCUUCUAAAAGAAUUGUUCUAAGUCUUAAUUGUUUCCUUGAUGUCCUUUUCUUCUUUUGUUUUUCUUUUCCAGCUUUGGUUGGAAAGAACAGGAGAGGGGGGAGUAUUUUAUAUACAUUUCACAAUAAUCCUUUAGUUUUAUCUUCUGUAAAGCCACAAAUAACUACUGGUAAAAUUUCAGCUAUUCUCUAACAUGUAAACCUUUGAUAGAGGACAUAGAUCUAUAAUACAAUUAUGGUGUAUGCAUAUUUCCCUUCCAA